Molecule: messenger RNA, 672 nt
Organism: Paecilomyces variotii
Lineage: Eukaryota; Fungi; Ascomycota; Eurotiomycetes; Eurotiales; Thermoascaceae
Exons: 5
Coding region: 1-672 (223 amino acids)
Source: RefSeq, a predicted model, not a curated record
AUGGAAUUAAUAUGUGUUCCCGACUUAGAUGGCUCCGUCUCGACUGUCAGUCCAGACGGUGAUCUUCUUUACGAGAACGGAGUACCAAAUUCCGCUUGUAUAUACGCCACCUGGAAACGAUUCAAUUCCUGCUCGAUAAGAAUGGGCUCAAACUACUAUUACCCACAGCGAAAGCCUGAUUUGCAUGCUCCUCACAAGGGGGCUUUGUUCGAAACCGUGCUUGGAUGGGCUGCCUCCAGGGCUAGCUAUAAUUUAGUGUCCCCUCUUAUUGCCAACGGGGCGAAUGUCCAUGCUCGGCAGAUGGGUCCUGCAGGUUCUCGGCUUGGUAUCCAGCAGGUCACUGCGCUGCAUGUGCGAGCUCUUGCUGGAAUUAUAGAAGCCAUGCAGAGAUGGUAUCUCGGCGUGGUAGCAAGAGAUGUCUCCCACCGCACUGGGUGGCCGCGGGCAACACUCAGUGAUGAAGACCUGCUCCCCAACGAUGAGUCUACUCACCAGACCAUAGAGACCUUCAGGCUGAUAUUAACGGGCAACGCUCCUCUCGAUGAAGGUGUGGGGGUUGGGGCAAGCUCCUGGCCAGGUAGUCAAGGAAUAGACCACUUGAGAGGACACAUGAGGGCCGCAUUUGAGCGCAAGAUGGGAUGGGUCGGGAAUUUCAAGAAGCCGAAGGCUUAA